GUUGGCAGGCACAGUGGACGUAGCACACACAGGAGUCUAUUUCAGUGAGCCAUUCACAUUUGGCACACAUACUAUAAAUCUGAUUAUUCUCCAUCGUCUCUCAGAAAGAGGGCUGAUUGCUGCCCAACUUACACACGCUUUGCUUCAGUUUUGAGUUGCAGCUCAAGGAGCCGUUCAGCGUUUAAAAAGCGCGGGAAUUGAACAAAACGAUGGCUGAACCGUGAAGGAAAUCGAAAAUCUCAUCCUCUCGAAGGCUGGGGUUGAAGAUAAGACUAUUGGCAGUGGCUGCUCAGAUGCUGCAGGAGGAGAAGGAGCAGAAGAUUCAGGAGAGAGAAGCUGCUCUGGCCGACAGAGUUCCUCUGUUAAAUAUGCCUGGUCUGUCAGUGCAGGAACUGCUGGAUCUUUGCAAAGAUUUGUAUCACAAGAUUGAUGUGGUGGAUGACGAGCGGUAUGAUAUUGGCCUGAAGGUGUCUAAAAAUGACUUUGAGAUUGACAACAUGAAUCUGAAGAUCAUUGAGAUUCAGAGUAAGUUCAAGAAGCCGACCCUGAAGCGAGUGAAGAUCUCAGCUGAAGCCAUGCUGAGCGUUCUGCUGGGCUCCAAACACAAAGAAACCAUCGACUUCAAGGCCAACCUCAAAACUGUCAAGAAGGAAGAGGAAAAGAAAGAGGAAGUGACUGACUGGCGUAAGAACGUGGAGUCCAUGUCCGGUAUGGAGGGCAGGAAGAAGCUGUUUAAUGCUGGCCAGUAGAAUCGCUGAACAUCAGUGUGAAGGUGUUUGGUGCUCUGAAAAGGUGGAACCAAGAGGGAACAUGAACACUUUUAAGAACACUUUUCUGUCACUAAACACUUUGUUUUGGUCGUGUGGCGACUGUUUGCUGCAGUUCUCCUCUGCAGCCUUGUGAUGGCAGCAUAACUCUUUAAACCGUCUCAGGGUACUCAGACACACACGCCUGGAUCAUCCAGCGAAGUGUGUUGACUGUUGAAGAAAUAUUGUUUGUUGCUGUUAACUCACCUCUGCUAGUUUGUUAUCUGCUGUGAUGAAUUGAUUUCAAGCUUGUCAGAUAUCUUAAAAAAUAUUAUGAUAAAAAGUUAUUAAAGAAAAUCUAUCUUGAAUGAUUGCAGUGCUCAUGUGUUAUCUUGAUCUUUGGUUAGUUUGUCUGAUACACACAUGAAACUUUUGAUGUUCUCUCAAUAAAGAAACAAACAAUCCUG
Molecule: messenger RNA, 1213 nt
Organism: Labrus mixtus (cuckoo wrasse)
Lineage: Eukaryota; Metazoa; Chordata; Actinopteri; Labriformes; Labridae
Product: troponin I, slow skeletal muscle-like
Exons: 7
Coding region: 294-749 (151 amino acids)
Biological process (GO): muscle contraction
Cellular component (GO): troponin complex
Source: RefSeq, a predicted model, not a curated record